AACCCUUUGAUUAAUCGAGUAAGACCCUUGUCGUGACUUCUCUCGAAGUUCCGACAGAUCAUCAAUGGCGCCUGAGAGAAAAGGAGCUGGCAAAUCCGGCGGUAUAGACUCGAGCAUCUUAGCGAAGAUCAUAAAUCACGAAGUCGCCUCUAAGGGGAGACGCGCAGCGUGCGGCGCAGUCUACGUGUCGAAGAAGCUGUUACGAAGUACGGGGAAAGCUGCGUGGAUCGCGGGAACGACUUUUCUCAUCCUCGUCGUGCCUUUGUUCAUACAAGCGGAGCGAGAUCAGAUGUUAGGCGAGAUUGAGUUUCAGCAAGCCAGCAUUCUCGGACCUCCACCUCCCGGAGCUCUAUAAAAUAAGUGACUGUAGAAAGCCUAAUCCGUCCAUCAUAUCAGAAUCAGAUAAUUAAAUUUGGAUUUUCAUGUUGUCGGAUUAGUAUCAUCUAUUAGUAUAACUUGAGGUUCCUUCACUGUACUGAUCGGAUUAGUAUCAUCUAUUAGUAUAACUUGAGGUUCCUUCACUGUACUGAUUACUCAUGAAUAUUUAUAUUUUUCAUUAUUACAGUGUUGUAUGGCAUGAUCCUUAAUGCACUUACCAAACCUUGAUGAUGUUCCGUUUUGUUCAACAAUUGAGUCAAGUAUUGAUCGUUUGAUUUGAACAUCCAAAUAUAAUUGUAUUGAUCUCAGGCUUCAUAGCUAAUGAUACUCUGGCUUUCUUUUGUUUAAUCAUCUAUCGAUUCUCACAACUGCUACUUCGCAGCUGCCUCUGGCAUGAUCACCUCUCUAUGAUCAAUUUAAAGGCUGUCUGAUUCUCCCCCUCCUACUGUCGUCUCGAUCUGGCUUUACUUAAUAUGUGAUUACUUCGUCACAAACGAAGUUGCGAGAAUGGUUCUCUUCAACGGGCUGCUUGGCUUUAAUUGGGCUUUCUGUUCUGAUCCCGACGGAAUUUUAUUCUUUCUACAUGUUCAGACUCUCUGCUAAUUAGUCUCCUAAUUCAUGGGCUUCCAGUGUCACAGUUAAUACUCAUCUUUUGAGGGUUAGAUUCUGAGAUGGGUUUUUAUUUUUUUUCAAGGGGGAUUAUUGGGACCAAAAUUUAUGUGGAAUUUGAUAAUUCAUAAAGUUGAAAAAAAUUUUAAAGUCAAGUAGAUAGAACAAAUUUGAUCAUAUAUUUUUAUAUAGAUUUCCAUUAGUUAUUAUUGAUUUGUAUAGAACUCUAUUGAUUGUUAUUAUCUUUAAAAGGUAGGAAAUUAAUGGUGGUACUAUUAAGAAAGAUGGAAUAAUUUCAAUUUUGUUCCUGCAAAUUUGGCAAAAGAUCCAAUAUAGUGCAAUGUUUCAAGAUUUUUAUGUAUGUUCUUCUUUUUCAUUACUAAUAAACACAUGUUGAUGAUAUGUUUUUUUUGGUUAACAUUUCUCAUAUAGUUUUGUAGCUAUUCUUAAUUAUCACCAGCAAUAUAUUAUGCUAAUAGCGUUAGAUUAGCAAAAAUAUAUUAGGCUGGUAUUUUAUGUUAUAUAAGUUUUAAUACAGUUUUUCAAACAAAAAAAUUGUUUAUGAGUCAUACUAGUAAGAUAACUGAAAAGAAAUGUGUGAUUUGUGUUAUUUCAUUAUUCAAUUAUGUGUGUUUGUAUUUAUGUGUCUUUAUUACAAAGCUUUUAAAAAUUUUAUGGUUAUACAUGGUAUUCUCAAAGUCGAGUCUUAUGAGUAAAAACAAAGAGAAUUUUUAUUCCAACAACAAAAGAUUUUACAAAGAUUUUAAGAAUUCAUAAACCAAUAACAAUAACAUCUUCAAAUUUUAUAAUUCCUCAGGAAUUCUUCUACCAAUAACCCCCUAAAGUUUGUUCAUAUAAUAUGUAAGAUCUUUGCCACAUUUAAAUAUAUGCACAAAGGAAAAAAUGAAAAGCACAGGCCCCACCUAUUUGAUCAUGACUCAGAAGAAAAUAAAGGUUCCAUUUUUAUUACUUUCUCAGCAUUCUUCCUGUGAGUGGUGAUUGAUCAAGUUUUUUUUUUUUGCAGAACAUUGGUGGCACCAAAUCCUCAUAUUAAGUAGGCCAUGAAGAAAUUGAACAUACCCGAGAAAAAAGUAAAGCCGGUUCUUGCGCAUCUUCGGAAGAUUUAUGAUCAUUAUUGGGAGUUUAUAGAAUGUGACAAUUAUAAGGUUCUCAUUGAAGCUAUACUCAACCAAGUCGAUGAACAUGUUUGUUUUAUUGAUUUACAUGAUGCUUUAUCUUAUCUGUUUUGAUUUCGCGUGGCUAACUUGUUCACAAUGUCGAUCUCUUUUCUUGAUUCUCGUAUGAUUAUCUACUGAAAAGAGGAAGUAAGGAAAAAAGAAGUCCAUUGUAUGUUCAAGCUUAAUGAUUUUGGUGUUUCCUUUGUUAUUUUCUCAAUUCUCAUGGUCUUGUUGUUUUAAUCUUGUAGGAUGUAGCAAUGAGUAAGGAAUGAAGAGAGUUCUUGAGGUUUGUGAACUAAGAUGGGGUAUUUAGUUUAGAAGUGCACUUGAAUUAGAGAGAACUAAAGGUUCCAUUAAAUUCUUAUGUUAUUCAAUUAUGUAUUUCAUAAAUUCUUUUAAAUUCUUGUGUUAUUGGAUUAUGUAAUUGAAAUCAUUUUCUAAGAUACUUUAGAUUAUAGUGUUAUCCAAUUCACUAUUUUUCUAAUUCUACUAAAUAUUUGUGAUAAUCAAUUUUUGGUGAAUUUCAUGAUAAUUGCAUUUGAAAAUAAUUUAAUGGAAAAUUAAUUAUAAAAUGUAAAGAACUAAUUCUUAAGGUUUAAGUUAGGACUUAAAGAUAAUUUUUAUAACAUAUAUUUAUUAGAUAUGUACAUCAAACUUAUUGAUAGAAUAGAUAUAGAAAUGUAAUAUUUGCUAUCAGUUUAUAUUAUCGUUUUUGACGAAAUGACAAAAGUAUAUCAUUUUUGUAAUCAAUAUACAAUACUAAAAGCCAAAUAUCCUCAAUGGAGAAGCCCUCCACGUCGACAGAUAAAAUCAGCCAAUAAGAUAAGUUUAUUUGUCCACGUCACACUGGUGUUGAGCAAGUCUAAGGGGGUGUUAGUGGGAGUUAGAUUUAUGAUGAUUGUUAGAAUUUAUAGAAUCUAGUGUUAUUGGUUUACACAAUAUUACAUUCUCAUUAAAAUCUAGUGUUAUUGGUUUCAUGAUUUAGUAAUUCUAUACACAAUCUUUUGUUAUUCAAAAAGUCUAGAUUUUAAUGAUUCUUUAAAUCUAUUAAAGUUGGUGUUAUUGGGAGUUGUAUUCUUCACCAUUUAACUCAUAAUGCAAGAUUUUGAGAAUACUACUUAUAUACUUUAGAUUCUUAGAAUCAUUAUAUCCAUGUAUUUUCAUAGAAUUUCAAAAUAUACAAAACUCUCUACAACUCUUUCCAAAUUUAACAAAUCUCUCAACUUUUAAAAUUAACAAAUUCUAUAUAAAUCUUAUUCCCACUAACACCCCCUAAAUGCUCAUAUUUCGUUGUUUUCAUUUGUGCAAUUAAAUGGAUUUUAAGUCUUUCAGGCCCAUCCGGUCGAUUCAAAAUCCUAAGCCACAAGCGUAAGUCUGCAACUGUCGACGUUACGUUUGGCCUCCACUCUCCGGCUAUUAAUAAGAUGAUGUUAACGAUGGCAUUCCAUCAAAGCAAGCCACGAUGUCCAAAUCCUUCCGUGUCCCUACCUUCUUCAUCUAUUGCGUACACAAUGUAUAUGUAAAUUGGUGACGAGCACUGCAGGCUCGAUGGCAAGACUGCAAAGAAGAGAUGACUGCGACGGUUGAGAUCUCAAUCCCGUCGUCAGAGAACUGAUAGUCUCCAACAAUAAAUCAAAAUUGGAGUCUCCGUCACUUGGUACUUUGGAAGAAGAAAACUGAAACAGGAUUGCUAACGGAGAUUUGGAAUGACGAAGGAACAUGUCAAAGGUUGGAUGAUUUCGAAACUCAGGCCCAUGGUAUUUGAAUCAUUCGACUCAUAUAAUUUUAACAUAUAUGUCUUCUUCAUCGUUAGUUAAUUUAGCCAUAAUUGUUUAUCAUGCAAAGAAAACCAAACUAUGAAAUAUUCAUUGUCAUUCUUUUGAUAUAUUCCUUGAUUGAUAUUGUGUUAUGGGCUGAGAAAAUAUCAAAGAUUUUAAUUUCGGCAGUCUUGGUGACAAGAAAUAUAGAAAGGAAUUCAUGAUAGAAAGAAACCUGUCUCUGGAGGAGAAAGUGCAGUGUCAGCGUUGGAUGUUUUCAUGCCCUUCCAUUCAACAGAAGAGCAUGAGGAGCUACUUCGUGUCUUCUGAGCGAGCACUGCUCGCCUAAAGAUCUCAAACAGAGAUGAUCGAGUGAUCUGGGUGGUUUUUAAAGGAGAAGGGAAAGGAGGGUUUUGUGGGUUUGGGUGUGGGAGAUGAGCUUAUGAUGUUGGAUUCCGUAGAAAAGUGAAGAACGUAGAGAGUGAAGCUGCGGACGCCAUUGCAACUCUGCUUCCUCUUCUUUGUGAGACAGAGGGGUAUUAAAGAGAAACAAGGAAAAAGAAAAAUCAUUGAGUUUGAUUGCAGUAAGUACUAAUCAGAGUAGUUUUAUUGAUGUUUUUUCACAGGAUGUUGGAAAAGCUGUACUAGAGAGCUUUCAAGAGUACUUUAAUUUCUGGCUUCUAACAUAUUUACUUGGAUUGAUCGUGUUUCCUACGUAAACAAAAACAUGAAAGGUAAUGAAAAAGUUGUUAUAUGCUUUCGACUUAA
Messenger RNA from Brassica rapa (field mustard), 4690 nucleotides. Its product is annotated as mitochondrial import receptor subunit TOM9-1. The record is from RefSeq and is a predicted model, not a curated record. NCBI's taxonomy places the organism in Eukaryota, Viridiplantae, Streptophyta, Magnoliopsida, Brassicales, Brassicaceae.